AUGGCAGGCACAGAGAACCAUCCUGGCACACUCUCUCUCGAUUCUUCGAAACCGAGCUUUACCUUCAAAUACAGCUCCACGGACGCGAGUGACAAUAACUGGAUUGGCAUUUACUAUGCAUAUGGCGGUGGACCAGACAACGGCGAAUAUGUGCAAGAUUCGCUGACUUGGAACUGGGCGCCUUCGGGUAGCGGGAGUUCCUUUGUCUCGCCGGACAAAUUGCGAAGCGGUACAUAUAAGGCCUAUCUGUUAGGCGAUGGCGGAUAUCGAUUGCUAGCGGAACCGAUCGUUAUCAAUCUCGGCAGCCCCAGCGAUCUGGCCCUCUUCACCGACUCAUUCCUCACUCACAACGCGCGUCAAGGAGAGGCCUUCACGGCUAAUGUUGGAAAUCUUGUUAAUCGUGCUGGUGAUCCAAACACCCACUUUUCUGUAACCGAGCAGAAUUGUUGGGCCAAAGUGGAUGGCAAUGGCAUCAUCACCGGAAUACCGCCCGCUGAUGCCAGCGAUACAACGAUGUGUGUCACGGUCAAAAAUGGAGGAGGUGUGGCAAGCCUGGAAGUUCGAAUCCCAGUUCGAAAAUCAAAAGAGCCAUUGGUGGGAAAGCUACGCGUGUUGAGCUUCAAUCUCUGGUUUGGUGGUCAGCCAGUGAAUAAUCAUCACGAGAAACAGAUUCGGUUCUUGGCACAACAAAACAUCGACAUCGUGGGCUUGCAGGAAAGUGGCGGCGGACAUGGAAUUCGCCUCGCCCGUGCACUCGGGUGGCACUCCUGGCAAGGCCCCGACGUGGCCAUCAUCACUCGGUAUCCUAUCGCGGAGGUUAUCGAUACUCCUGCCAAGUCUGGCGCAAUUCGCAUCAGCCUUGAUGGCGCGGCGCUCGAUAUCGUGUUUUGGAACUGCCAUUUAGGAUAUGAUCCAUAUGGGCCUUACGACUUUUGCUUUGAUCAUAUGAGCUUCGAGGAGGUCAUGCAGCGCGAGGCUCAAUCUGGCCGAACACCGGAAAUCACAGCCAUCAUGGAAAGCAUGAAGGACAGCAUUGCCAAUGCCGACAAUGUUCCGCUGUUCUUCACUGGUGAUUUCAAUGCCCCAUCUCAUCUAGAUUGGACUGAUGCCACGAAGGAUCAGCACUGUGGCACUGGCUACACGGAGUGGCCGACUUCGAAACUCCCCGCGGAUGCCGGUUUGCACGAUUCAAUACGGGACACUUACAUCAAAUUUGGAAGCAUGAGCGCUUGUGUCUGGAUCGAAUUCUACGGCAACUAG
This is a messenger RNA of Akanthomyces muscarius, 1260 nucleotides long. RefSeq lists its product as uncharacterized. The record is from RefSeq and is a predicted model, not a curated record. The coding region runs from base 1 to 1260 and encodes 419 amino acids. Lineage: Eukaryota; Fungi; Ascomycota; Sordariomycetes; Hypocreales; Cordycipitaceae. The transcript has 4 exons. Gene Ontology annotation, molecular function: catalytic activity.